This is a messenger RNA of Apus apus (common swift), 1178 nucleotides long. It is a transcript of the gene CLDN3, whose product is annotated as claudin 3. The transcript has a single exon. The coding region runs from base 181 to 825 and encodes 214 amino acids. Gene Ontology annotation, biological process: cell adhesion; bicellular tight junction assembly. The record is from RefSeq and is a predicted model, not a curated record. Gene Ontology annotation, molecular function: structural molecule activity. Lineage: Eukaryota; Metazoa; Chordata; Aves; Apodiformes; Apodidae. Gene Ontology annotation, cellular component: plasma membrane; bicellular tight junction.
AGGAGCGUCCAGCAGCGAAACCCCACCCCAGGCAGGCGCUCAAGCUGGCUUAAAAGCGCAGGUGCACCCAGGUGUAAGCUGAUCCCCCAAGGGCUGCAAGCAGCGAAGGGUGACGGCGACAGUUUCGGUCCGUAGGCUCUUCUCCGCCAUCACUUGGAGCGCAGCAGCAAACCGGCCACCAUGUCGAUGGGGUUGGAGAUCGGUGGAGUAGCCUUGUCGGUGCUGGGUUGGUUAUGCAGCAUCAUCUGUUGCGCGUUGCCCAUGUGGAGGGUGACGGCCUUCAUCGGCAACAACAUCGUGACGGCCCAGAUCAUCUGGGAAGGGCUGUGGAUGAACUGCGUGGUGCAGAGCACAGGGCAGAUGCAGUGCAAGGUCUACGACUCCAUGCUGGCCCUGCCCCAGGACCUGCAAGCCGCCCGUGCCCUCCUGGUGGUGGCCAUUGUCUUGGCCGUCCUAGGCUUAAUGGUGGCCAUUGUGGGUGCCCAGUGCACCCGCUGCGUGGAAGACGAGAGCACCAAAGCGAAGAUCACCAUCGUCUCCGGCGUCAUCUUCCUCCUCUCCGGCGUCAUGAACCUCAUUCCUGUCUCCUGGUCGGCUAACACCAUCAUCCGGGAUUUCUACAACCCGCUGGUGAUCGAAGCGCAGAAGCGGGAGCUGGGCACCUCGCUCUACGUGGGCUGGGCGGCCUCUGCCCUCCUGCUGCUGGGGGGGGCCCUGCUCUGCUGCUCCUGCCCCCCCAAAGAUGACAGGUACCCCACCGGCAAGGUGGCCUACUCUGCCCCACGCUCCGCAGUCACCAGCUACGACAAGAGGAACUAUGUCUGAGCGCCCCCCCCGAACCCCCCGACAUCCCCCACCCCCACCCCGGGACCCUCAUCACCCUCCCCCCGCGGGGCCCGGGGCCAGCGGCAGCGGGCGGGGGGGUGCGAAGGGGGGCCGGGGCCGACCGCGGGGUUAGGGCCGGGCUGUGUAAAUAGAGACGGUUUCGGUUAAACAAGAGGCGGUUUCGGGUCGGCGGGAGAAGCGGCGGCUGGCUCGCUCCCCCCGCGCCGGCGGGAUGACACGGGGACGGUGUCCCCCCCGGUGCCCUCUCGUCGUCGCCGGCCGGACACCGUCAGUCCCUGUUACGCGUGGUCUGUAUCGGUUACAUUUGUCAAUAAACUUGUCCUGUUUUGGUA